AUGAAGGAAAUUGAUAGUUUGGCGACUAAUGAAGAGAAUGUGGACGUCGUCGAGAGGAAUUUAACUUCAUUUCGUUUUUCCGUGGAAGAGCUCAAGUCGGGUUUCGCUGCUCUUUUAAACGAUCUUGAGUCCGAGGAGGAUUUGGACGUUGCGAACGAAUGGUAUAUUAAUCAGAGUGGAAAGAUUAACGACUUUUUAGACAAAACUGUACUCUGGAUUUCAACGGCGAAAGAGACAAUCGAACAUAGCUUGGAAACAAGAUCUCAAGUUGGCUCGAUAUAUUCCACAUCGCAUCGUUCAAAGGCAUCAUCUAGACAUUCUAGCCGUUCGAUUACCUCAAGCAGAGCGAAAGAGAAAGCUAAAGCCGCCGAGUUAAUGGCCAGAGUUGCUAUGUUGGAUAAAAGGAAAGAGUUGGAGUUGAGAGUCGAGAAGUUACGCCUCGAAGAGCAGUUGGCAGUUGUUCGCGUGCGAGAGGGUGUGUUCGCUGAAAUUGAAAGGGGUGUCGGCGAUGCGGAUUCGACUGGUCGUCAAGAAUUGUCUCCGAAAGAUUCUUCUGUACAGGCAUCUACUUCAUCUGAGCCGUUUCUUCCGACUUCCUCAAGCGCUUACACGUCUCCAACCGUUACGUCUAACACUAUGACUAAAGUGAGCUUUACCGCUGAUUUAUAUGACGCUCCUAUGAUACAAACUCCUCCUAAGCCAAUGCAGCAUCCAAGUCUGAAUCCUUUUGCACCUGAGUUUCACGUCGUGGAAAUGAAGCAAGAUACACAGCCAUUGGGACAACCGAAACAAGAACCUUUCGCGAGUGAACCUCGAUACAUGGCCUACACACAUCAGAGUACUAAGCAGUUCUGUGAAGUCCUUCAACAGCAGAACAGAUUAACAGAAUUACUAGCAGAGCAACAUCAACAGAGUUUACUACCUUCUCUUACACUGACCAAGUUUAGUGGCGAUUCUUUGGAGUACUUUACCUUUAUAAGAAGUUUUGAAUCGCAAGUAGAGGCUAAGGUUAGCGUGAAUGAUGUGCGCCUGCAAUACUUAGAGCAGUAUUUACACGGAUAACCCAAGGACCUAAUCAAAGGAUGUCUUCACCUUGAUAGACACAGUGGGUACCUAGAGGCCAAAAGGCUCCUUAAUGAAAAGUAUGGGGACCCAUACAAGAUAUCCAACGCCUAUCUCAAGAAAAUUAACGAGUGGCCCUGCAUCCGACCAGGAGACGAGUUGGCAUUAGACAGAUUCUCCAUCUUCCUAAGUCAGUCCCGGAGCGCGAUGUCAACUCUAACCUACCUGUCUAUUCUAAAUCAUCCUCACAAUUUGCAAAGCAUGGUAACCAAGUUUCCAUUUACGCUUCAAGACCGAUGGCGCCGAGAAGCAAAUAGAAGGAGAGUGGCGGGUGGAGUGAUCCCCUCCUUUGCCGACUUCGUGAACUUCGUUAAUGCAGAAGCGGGAAUUGCGACCGACCCAGUCUUCUCUCGUGAAGCGUUCCGUCGUUUGGAUGGUACCUCAGAUCGACCUGAUCGUUCCAGCAAAGGCAGAGGUAAAAGCUUUGGCAAGUCUAAAACGCCUGGGAACCAUAAUGCUACUUCACAUCACGCCUCCAGUCACGCGACAGAUGUGACCGCUGACCAACAGUCAGGCUCACGCACUCCCAUUAACCUCUGUAAGUUGUGCAACAAGAACCAUGAUUUGGACGACUGUCAAGACUACUUGAAUAAAUCCUUGUCACAAAGGAAGGACUUCCUAAAGAAGAAAUCACUCUGCUUUGCCUGCUACAGUCCUGGACAUAGAUCCAACGUUUGUGCUUAGCGAAGGACCUGUAAGAGCUGCUCACGUCGACAUCCAACGGAUCUACAUGAUGAUAGCCUCGCCCUCAAUCAGGACGCCUCCAAACAGGUUAGCUCUACUCCUCCGCAACCAAAGGAGAACGUUUUAAAUGCUCACACCGAGGUGGAAGAAGCCCUCUGCAAUGCUGUAGGCACCGGAGAAUCAGUAACCGCCGUUCCUGUCGUUCCUGUUAGGCUGAAAUCUGCUGAAAGUGAAGUCCUCACUUACGCCAUGCUUGACACCUGCAGUACCGGUUCGUUCGUUAUUGACGAUAUCGCGACCACCUUGGGGGUGAAGGGCGUGAAUACACAGCUCAUGGUGAAGACUGUCAAUGGUACAAAGUUGCACGACUCUAAGGUCUUGAAUGGAUUAAUCGUCAUGGACUUAAAGGGCAAGAAUCCCAUACAGCUACCGAAGAUAUUCACUAAAGAGGACCUCUGCACACCCCCAAAUGUGCCUACGCCUGAACUUGCCCAUCGUUAG
Messenger RNA from Porites evermanni, 2307 nucleotides. The record is from the annotation of a GenBank genome assembly. NCBI's taxonomy places the organism in Eukaryota, Metazoa, Cnidaria, Anthozoa, Scleractinia, Poritidae.